AUGGAGUUUUCGACGGAAAGCUGGGCCUUCGAGACGCAGGACACGCAGACGCACACUGCGGGCGGGGGCUCGGACUUUGAGCUUUCCACCAUUCGCGACGGCUCUCUGCGGCAGCAGCAGCAGCAGCAGCAGCAACGGGGCCAGCGAGGCAGCAAAGGGAAGCAGCGCGGGAGUUCUCUGGCGGGCGACGAGGUUGCGGGGACGGAGUCGGAGGGGGCGACGCUGGAGACGGGGGCAACAGCAGCAACAGCAGCAGCAGCAGCAGCAAAAAGCAUCUCUGCGCGCCGCUCGCGCUGGAGGGGACGCGUGGGCCUCUCCCUCGUGCUGCUGGGAGCAGCACUGAUGGCCCUGGCCAGCAGAGCCCGCAGCAGAAGAGCCACAAGCUGGACGCAGCAGCAGCUGGAUUCUGCUGCUGCUGCUGCAGUUGUGGACGAGGCGUACAGACAGCUGGCGGGCUCGGGGAACGUGUUCAACCUCACGGACCCGCAGCUGGUGCGGCACGACCCUGCAGCAGCAGCAGCAGCAGCAGCAGCGGAGGACAGCUUGCUGGACACUCUGCGGCAAGUCUGCUUCUGGCGCAGCAAAGAAAGCUUCCCGAGAAGUCUGGCCAACUCGAUUGUUGCUGCAGGGACGGGAGCAGCAGCAGUGGCAGCAGCAGGGCCCGCUGAGCAGGCCUCGCGCGUCGCCGGAGCAGCAGCAGCAGCAGCAGCGCCAGCAGCAGCAGCAAGGCUCACCGCAGCUCCUGCUGCUUGGCAGCUGGUGCAGCUGCGGGGGCUGCGGCUCUUCGAAGAAGUGUUGCAGCUGGAGACGAAGACGGGAGUGGCUCCUUACGACCCUGUGCGUGGGGGCUUCGGCCCGGAGCAGCAGCAGCAGCAGCAGCAGCAGCAGCAGCAGCAGCAGCAGCAGCAGCAGCAGCGGGGGGACGAGGAGCAGCAGGAGGACGAGGAGCAGCAGCGGGACGAGGGGCAGCAGCAGCGGCGGGAGCUGCAGCAGCAGCAGCAGCGGCUGCCGCUGCUGUACCAGGCGCUGGAGGACUGGGCGCGGGAGAUGGAGGAGCAGCUGUUGCUGCUGCGGGAGCAGCAAGCAGCAGCAGUGCUGCAGCAGCAAAAGGGGCCGAAAAGCGGCGGAAAAAGCGGGAAAAAAGGCGGCGGCGACGGCGCUAAUGGCACUAAUGACAUUAGUGGCAUUAGUGGCACUGGUGGCGAACAAACUCCCGAAAGUUUGAUGCAAACUCCUUACUUCCGGGAGCUAAAUGAUGCCAUUUUCGUGUACGGACAGUUCCGCAAACUCGCCAGCAGCUGGUCUGCUGCAGCGCCGCCCGACGGCCUCUUCGAGAGCGACCGCCAAGUGCUGUCGCGGCGGGCGGUGUCUGCUGCAGUGUUCAGCUGCUUCGCGUCUUCGCUGUCGAAGCCCAGCAGCAGCAGCAGCAGCAGCAGCAGCAGCAGCAGCAGCAGCAAGAGCGCCGUGGAGCUCGGCCAGAACAGGUUCGUCCCCGGCUUCGUCCUCUACUUGUUCUCCAACCAGAGAGACACAACUCCUUCUUGUCUGGCGCGGCUGCGGCAGGCGCUGCAGCUGCUGGGGCCGCCGCCGUUUGCUGCUGCGGGGCAGCAGCAGCAGCAGCUGCAGCAGCUCGUCGACGCGGGGCUGCAGUUCGCGGCCAAGCGCAGACGCGCGGGAGAGCUGCAUGCAGAGCUCGAGUUCCUGGAGGCCAACUUGGAGCCGCAGGGGGCUGCUGCAGCAGCAGACGGGGUCCUCCUGGCGCGGCUGCAGCAGCAGCGAGCAGCAAAAGCUGCUGCAGCAAGGACUGAACUCCAGGCCCUGCUGCGGGAACUCUUCGUCGUCGAGCUGCAGACAGACUUGGCCCUGGCCACCUUCGACGUGGGCAAGCUGCAGCAGCAGUUUGCUGCUGCGCUGCGGCGCGUGGAGGCGGCCGCGGCGCCCGGCGCAGCAACUGCAGCAGCAGCAGCAGCAGCAGCAGCAGAAGCAGCAGAAGCAGCAGCAGCGGCGCUCCGCGCCGCCAAACAAGACCUCGCAGCAGGCCUCGACCGCCAGGGCACCACGGCCUCCGCCUGGAUCAAAAGACUCGAAAGAAAUGCGAAAGAAGCAGCAGCAGCAAACCUGAGUCCGCUGAGUCCCGAAGAAGCAGCAAAACUCAAGACCUUCAUGCAGCACUUUGCAAACAGGGCGCUGCUGCACAAGGCCCUGCUGCACCUCCGAGCUGCUGCAGCAACGGGCGCGCAGGAGCCCGGAGCAGCAGAAAAUCUGGCCAAGACGAAGUCCCUUGCUGCUCUGGCCCACGUGAACAUCACUUCUGCUGCUAGGGGCCCGCUGCAGCAGCAGGGCAUCCUCCCCUCCUGGAUCGGCUGUUCGGAUGAGGAGCCUUUCUUCAGAAGCGUUUAA
This is a messenger RNA of Eimeria tenella, 2400 nucleotides long. RefSeq lists its product as uncharacterized. NCBI's taxonomy places the organism in Eukaryota, Apicomplexa, Conoidasida, Eucoccidiorida, Eimeriidae. Bases 1 to 2400 code for a protein of 799 amino acids. The transcript has a single exon. The record is from RefSeq and is a predicted model, not a curated record.